ACCAAUGUGAUCACACCGGUGUUGACCUACUCCUACAUGGCCGUGCUGGUGCCCAUCUUGCCUGCUGACGGACUAUCUGCGGUACAAACCGGUGCUGGUGCUGCAGAGCCUGAGCCACAUCUCCAUCUGGUUGCUGCUGGUGUUGGGCACCUCCAUCUUGGCCAUGCAGCUGAUGGAGUUCUUCUAUGGCAUCACCAUGGCCGCCCGCAUUGCCUACUCCUCCUACAUCUUCUCCCUGGUCGCCCCAUCCCGCUACCAGCGUAUGGCCAGCUACUCCCGCUCCGCUGUCCUCCUGGGUGUCUUCACCAGCUCGGUGCUGGGCCAGCUCUGCGUCACCUUAGGUGGUGUCUCCUUCCUCACCCUCAACUAUGUCUCGUUGGGCUUUGUCACCUUCGGCCUCAUCCUCACUCUCUUCCUCGAGCGGCCCCGGCGCAGCCUCUUCUUCAACCGGCCCAAGGGAGCUGGUGAAAGGGCUGAGCACACCGAGUUGGACAAGAAAACCGGGGGGGAUGACAGUGGGGGGACGCGGGGCUGGCGGGAUGCGGUGCUGUGCCGGAUGCUGCGGGAGAUGGGAGUGUUGGCCAAGCAACCCCAGCUCCGGCUCUGGUCCUUGUGGUGGAUCUUCAACUCGGCUGGUUACUACCUGAUGCUGUACUACGUGCACAUCCUCUGGAACGAGAUCUACCCCCCCAUGGACAAACGCCGGGUGUACAAUGGAGGGGUGGAUGCUGCCUCCACGCUCUUGGGAGCCAUUGCAUCCUUCGCCGCCGGCUACAUGAAGAUCCGCUGGACGCUGUGGUCAGAGCUGGUGAUCGGGCUGGUGACGGCUUUCCAGGCGGGGUUGCUCCUGCUCAUGAACACCACCAGCAACAUCUGGUUGUGCUACGCCGCCUAUGUCCUCUUCCGUGGCUCCUACCAGUUCCUGGUGCCCAUUGCCAUUUUCCAGAUCGCUACCUCCCUCUCCAAAGAGCUCUGCGCGCUGGUCUUUGGGAUCAACACCUUCUUCGCCACCGUGCUGAAGACCAUCAUCACCAUCAUCGUGGCCGACAAGAGGGGCUUGGGCUUGUCCGUUCAUCCCCAGUUUUAUGUCUAUUUUGGUUACUUCACGCUGCUGUCGGUGAUCUACCUGCUGGCAGCCGUUGGCGUGGGCAUCCAGCACAGCCGCCGUGAGGUGCCAACAGAGCUGGCCCUGGCCAAGGAGCUGUGCCAACUCCCCACCGAGGUGCCGGUGCAGGAGAAGAACCCAGAAGCAGACACCGUGCGAGCCUGA
Messenger RNA from Antrostomus carolinensis (chuck-will's-widow), 1270 nucleotides. RefSeq names its product solute carrier family 19 member 1 (gene SLC19A1). Gene Ontology annotation, molecular function: folate:monoatomic anion antiporter activity; folic acid binding. Lineage: Eukaryota; Metazoa; Chordata; Aves; Caprimulgiformes; Caprimulgidae. Gene Ontology annotation, cellular component: plasma membrane; apical plasma membrane; basolateral plasma membrane. Gene Ontology annotation, biological process: folate transmembrane transport. The record is from RefSeq and is a predicted model, not a curated record.